AUGAAUUCAAAAAUACAGAAAACAUCAGAACAUGAUAUAUUAGUUAAUUUAACACCAGAAGAAAGUGAGGCUUAUGAAAAGCUUUUCUGUGAAGCAGAUCCGGAUAAUAUUGGUGUUCUUUUAGGAGAGAAUUCGAUUAAUUUUUUUGAAAAAACGGGGCUUUCUCCUCAAAUUCUGGGAGAAAUAUGGAAGAUUGCAGAUGAUGAAAAUAUGGGAUUUCUUACGCGAAAAAGAUUUAAUAUUGCUCUUCGUUUGGUGGGACAUGCUCAAGAAGGGCGUCGACCAAGUAUAGAUUUAAUUAAUUUAAAAUGCCCAUUACCAAAAUUUAAUACAAAAAAACCCAUAAAUUGGAAUAUACCAUCUCAACCUCCCGAAAAAAUCCCAUUAAUAACUACAGAAGAAAGGAAUCGUUAUCAUAAUAUGUUUAAAAAUCUUAAAUUAACUAAUGGCUUUAUAAAAGGAUCUCAAGCAAAAUCAAUAUUCUUACGAACACAUUUGUCAAAUGAAAUAUUAGGUCAAAUAUGGAAUUUAGUUGAUAUUCAUCAUCGAGGCGCUUUAAAUAUUACAGAAUUCACAGUUGCUAUGCAUUUAAUUCAUUCAUUUAUAAAUGGUUCAUUAAAAAAAAUACCAUCUAUUUUACCUCCUUGGGUUUUUAAUAUGGCUAUUGGAAAAACAUAUAGUCAUGGAUCUUCUCACAAAGUAAUUUCUGAACAUUCAGUUACAAAAAAUACUAGUAAUCUAAAUGAAAAAGAUUUUUCUAAUAAUUUAUCACGCAAAUAUUAUAAACAUCAACAUGUACACAGCAAACCUAAUCUUUUUUUUGAGAUUGAUACAAUUCCACCAAAUGAUUGGAAUAUAAAACCACAGGAAAGAUUUCAAUAUAGUAAUCUUUUUAAAUCGAUUGAUAAAGCUAAUGAAAAUUAUUUAACUGGCGAUGAAGCAGUGUCCUUUUUUUUAUCAUCAAAGUUACCAGAAAAGACUUUAGCGCAUAUAUGGGAUUUAGCAGACCUAGAUAAAAGUGGUAAACUUAAUAAAGAAGAAUUUAUCAUAGCAAUACAUUUAAUACGACAAAAACUAGUAGGUGUGGACCUUCCAGCGUCUUUACCGCAAGAAUUAAUGCCACCUUUUUUUCAAAAAAAUCUUCCACAAGAAAACACGUAUUUCUUAUCACCAUCUAAUCAGGAACCAUCUAGCUCUAUAACAACUGAAUCUUUUGAUAUAAAUAAUUCUUUUUCUCCGCAAGUUCAAACAACAUCACCAUCUCUUCCAUCAUCAAUUUUUUCAAUUAAACAAACUACUACUGAUCCAUAUGUCGAAGCUUCAGCUAUAAUACCAUCUUCGGAUUCUGUAUUCUCACCAUCAUGUUCUCAUCUAGAAACACCAUCUAUUCAUUCAUCUCAAAGAGCACCUUUUAUUUCUACAUCUGCUUUUAAACAAUCUAUUGUAUCAUCUGUUACUCCAGAUUCUAAAGCUUCUCUUCAAAAGCCAUCUACUACAGUAGUAGAUUUAUUAAGUGAUACGAAUAUUGAGAAUCUUGAAAAAAAAGAUAAUGAUACUAGUGAAAUGGAAAACACUUCUAAUAAAAUUUCUUCUCUUUCUAAACAAAUACAAGAAUUAAAACAGACAGUCACUUUGACAGAAUCAGAGUUAAAGGCCUCUAAUGAUGAGAACUGCGAAAUUGAAGAAAGAUUAUCACAGAUUUAUAUUUUAUAUAAAAAAGAAGUGAAAACUGUUCAAAAAAUUCAAGAAGAUCUUACAGAAUCUCGUGCAACUACGCAAAAACUAAAACAGAAAUAUUCAAUUCUUAAAACAAGAUUAUAUACUUUGCAAAAUCAAAAACAGGAACAACUUGAAAAUUUAAAACAUAGUACAGAUGAAAAUAUCGAAUUACAACAUAAAAUAGAAUUAAUGAAUAAUCAAUUGUCUUGUUUAAAAGAAGAGUUAGAAAAUAUUGGAAAAGAUUCAUUAGAUCAAAAAAAUAUGAUUAUGAUGAGCAAAAAACAAUUAUCUAUAUUCGAAGAUAAUUAUACGCAAUUGAAAGCCAAUAUUGAUAAAGAUAUAGUGAUACAUAAUGUCAAUGAAAAUAAUGAUUCUGACUCUGUCUUAUCUACUAGUAAUCAAUCAUCAAAUCCAUUUCAUCAAAUAUCUGAUUCUAAUGAAAUAAAACAAAUAUCCCCAUUGUUUAUUCCUGUGCGUAAUAAAAUUAAUACCAAGGGUCAAUCAAACAUACAGGACAAUUCUAUUAAAGAUUUAUCAUCAAACAUAAAUUUACAAAUUUUAAAAAGACGAGAUAGUUUAUCAGAGUCUUUAGAUUCAUCAGUGGUCGUUCAAGCUCCAGAAUCUACUCCUGGAAAAUUAUCUAGAAUAAGUUCUUAUCCUGGAACACCUAUACCAUGGAUUAUGAAUAAAAGCAAUUCUCCUAAAAUCUUAAAUGAAUUAUCUUCAAACUUUGACUCUGAUAUCUUUCUUAAGGAUUCUUCUAUAGAAAAGUUUGAGUUCUAUAAAGAAAAUCCAUAUUAUGACUUAGAAGUUACGAAUGUCUCGAGUAAUUCUAAAAAAAAUUCAGAUGAAUCAUGUAACGAGAACGAGUUUAAAAAAGGUACAUUUAAUGUAAAUAAUUUAGAUACAGAAUUAUUAUAUCCAUCCAACAAUAAAGAAGAUAUUUCAUUGGAUUCAAGUUCUAGGUUGGAUGAUAUUUUAUAUAAAGAGUGCAGUAUCAGAUAUUCGGACAUUCAGAAUACAACUUUACCAGAGGAAAAUAUAACAGGAAAACUUCCUGGAACAUUUCCAGUAGAUUCUGAUAGCCGAAUAGUGAACCAAGAAAUUUAUUACACAUUUAAUGAUAAAGAGAAAAGUAUAAAAGAUGAUAAAACUAAUAAAAAAACAGAAAAUGCACAUUUUGAUCCAUUUUCAUCUAAAAAUAGCAAUGAUAUUGUACCUAAGAAAAAUAAGGCUGAUUUUGAUGAGGCAUUUUCAAAUUUUAUUGCAGAAUCAGAUGACUUUUCUAAAAAUGACAACUUUGCAUCGAAGUUUCCACCUAUUGAAGAUUUUCAUAAUUUAUCUGAAUCUAAUGACAUUAAUAAUUACAAUAAUGAUUUAAUUGCUCAUAAUAAAAAUAAGGACCCUGUCAUUAAUUUAUCAACAUUUAAUGCUGAUUAUAAUGUUUCUUAUAAUACAGAAACAUCCACGACAGAUGGAAAGAAUAUAAUGAACUCUAAUACAGUGCAAUUAUUAAUUAAUAAUUUUAAAGAAACGCAAUCUAAAGAAUCUUUAUCAAGUUUACACAAAUUUGAUUCAAAUAAUAUUGAAAUUUCAGAUGUUACAUUACAACUAGAUAAUAUACCAGAAAAAUAUGAAGAUAAACGGUUUCAUGAUCUUAUUGCAACAAAAGAAGUUAAUAGUUUCAAAUCCGAUCUUUCUACUCAAGACAUCAAAUUUAAUACUUUUUUCACCCAGCCUUUUUCUGAAGAACCUAAACAUGAUUGGGUAGCUAUUAAUUGUACAACGGAUUCUCCGUUAUUAAAUGGUCAAGAUAUAUCUAUUAAUCCUGAUCCUACUUCUACAAAAUAA
This is a messenger RNA of Pneumocystis murina B123, 3570 nucleotides long. RefSeq lists its product as hypothetical. The record is from RefSeq and is a predicted model, not a curated record. Gene Ontology annotation, biological process: endocytosis; endosomal transport. The coding region runs from base 1 to 3570 and encodes 1189 amino acids. NCBI's taxonomy places the organism in Eukaryota, Fungi, Ascomycota, Pneumocystomycetes, Pneumocystales, Pneumocystaceae. Gene Ontology annotation, molecular function: calcium ion binding; protein binding. The transcript is spliced from 8 exons. Gene Ontology annotation, cellular component: plasma membrane; cytoplasm.